Molecule: messenger RNA, 1854 nt
Organism: Exophiala bonariae
Lineage: Eukaryota; Fungi; Ascomycota; Eurotiomycetes; Chaetothyriales; Herpotrichiellaceae
Exons: 2
Coding region: 1-1854 (617 amino acids)
Molecular function (GO): protein binding; DNA binding
Source: RefSeq, a predicted model, not a curated record
AUGGACAAAACGUUUGAAUCACUACCCGACGAGGUGAUCCGCAUGAUCUUGGCACACCUAUCACCCUUGUCAACCAUUUCUCUCCAGCAGACAUGUAAGCGAUUUCUCGCCAUCGGCCAUGAACCGUUAUUGUGGAAAGGCUACUGUCAAGGCGCAUUCAGAUGGUGGAGUCAAGAAUGGAAGUACGCGGAGUCACAGGAAGAUCCGUCAUUGGUUGAUUGGAGGGGAGCCUUCGCCGUUCGCCAUGCUCAGUCCUGUCUGGUCACAAAGUCUCUUGAUAAGAUUAUAGCCGACGAGACUGGCCGACUUGAUGGAAUUCAAGAAAUUGUGGAGAUCGGAUAUCACGCCAAAAAUGCUCUGAUGGAUUUGUAUCGAAACUCCCCAUCUUCCCCGAAUCAUCUAGCCCAGAGAUAUUGGAGUCAUGCUGCACUGGGUUGCCUGCAUCGUCUCGUUGCUGUGGAAGAAUGGCUCGCCAUCAAGAACGAGAGGAGGCACAGCAGACCCGAACGACCAGUUUCAUACGAGAGGCCCCUCGCGGCACUUGACCUGUUUAUUCUGGAGCAAAACAUGGAAGGCGAUAUUGACGAUGUAAGUGAUCUGAAUAUUUUGUCCCUGAUUGCAGAAUUUAAUGUUCUCUUGAAGGUGUUUGCUCGCUUGGAUGUAUACGUUGACUCAGUACGACACGAUCACCCGACCAUCGAUGACAUGACUCCACGACAAAAAGCUGUUAUCGUCGCCGAUCAUCUGCUCGAGAAGAAAUGGGUGGGCAUCCAUGGUGAUCGCCACUAUCACAGUCUAGAUCACAUGUUCCUGGGAGUAUCGCUGUUCAGCUCAAACAGAAAUUCGGUCCCAUUGAUCUCAUGUAUCAUCUUCUGCUACGUUGCACGCGCGUUCGGCCUUCGCGCCGCUCCAUGCAGUUAUCCUCUACACGUACAUGCUCUUAUUCAACCACCAUCAGGCAUCGACCUAGACGGCCACUCAAUCACCGAAACCGAAGCGCAGGAGCCAUCAAGCCAGACACAUCUAUAUAUGGACCCAUUCAACAAUUCCGACCCAAUCUCUCGAGCUUCACUAGAGAGCCGUAUCCGGUUUAUUGGACCAACAACCACGGCAUCACAGACCGAGGUCUACCUCUCGGCGUCAUCACCCCGUGACCUGACAAUCCGUACAGCGCACAAUAUCCUGGCCUCGCCAUCCCACUAUGCCGGCCCACCUCUCUACCCCAUCAACCCCAACCUCGCAACAUAUGCCGCUCUCUUCUCUCUCGUCCUCCUCCCAACCCCAGCCACCACACACCCCGCCCAACUCCGACAACAUCUCGCCGUCCUCACACAACAAUUCCUUGAAUUCUUCGACCUAGACGUCCACCUCUUCGAGACCCGCAUUCUCCCCAUGACGAAUUCCCUACCCGACGCCCGCGCAUACAGGAACCUGAUCCACUCACUGCGGGAAAGCGACCGCGAAACACGCAUCCCAAAGUACCGCACAACAGACCCACGCAACCAAGACGUCCAGUAUCGCGUAGGCCAGGUCUUCCGCCACCGACGCCGCCAGUAUCUCGCGAUCAUCUACGGGUGGGACCCAUACUGCAAGAUGCAGGAGCAGUGGAUCAACAUGAACCAGGUGGACACGCUGCCGAACGGGCGUCAUCAACCAUUCUAUAAUGUUCUGGUUGAGGACGAGUCGACGCGAUAUGUCGCCGAGGAGAAUGUGGUGCUGUUGCAGCCGGGAGAGAUUUCGAAGGAGGAUCUGAUCGCCGCAUUUCCCAUUGAGAUUGGGAAGUGGUUCAAGGCCUAUGAUGAGCUAUCUGGGACUUUUGUGAGUAACGUCAGACAGGAAUAUCCAGAGGAUUGA